AUGCUUGUAAAAAAUGUAGAUACAAAUAACGUGUUACAAAUAAAAAUAGGAAGUGUGAGUUGAAUGUUUCAACUAAAAGAUUAAAAUUGGAUAAAUCGUAAUUUCAUUCUAGCUGUUCUUUAACAACAUUUACAAGGAUUUAAUUGUCUUCUCAAGUGAAAGUUCUUUCAGCCCCACGAACUCCUGGACCAUGUUGCUAUAUUCCUUAGCUAUUUGGUAGCUGAAGCUCUUUUCAUGUACAGUAAUGGACAUAAGUAUACUAAGUGACAUGUAAAUCCGAACACCCAGUUUAAAUGGUUUUAUUUUAAUAAAAGUUGGUGAAUGUAUUUAUCUUACUGUAAAUAACAAGUGAAAAAAUUUUCAGCCUUAUCAGUUGGACAUUCCAGUUUUUAUACUGCUUUUUUUUAAUUCACUAACGCUCUAAAAAUGAAUAUUUCAGCCGCAGUAAAGAAUCAACGUUGGCGGAUUUUGGUUCUUGACAUCCUUUACGAUCGGUUACGAUGCCUAGAGUACGGAGACCUGCACGAUUUCGUCAACUUAGUGAGUUUGAUAGGGGCCGUAUAGUGGGACUUCGGGAAGCUGGACUUUCUUUUCGGGCAAUUGCAGUUAGAGUGCAAAGAACUGUAGACACUGUGGUUAGGUGUGUUAGGUGUUGUCAUUACGUUGAUUGGUUGGUUGGUGGUUGCCUGGAAUGAGAUACCACAGGAGGACAUUGACCACCUGAUCAGAAGCAUGUCUAGGCGCGUUGGAGAAUACGUAGCACAUCAGGGUGCAUUCACAGAUUAUUUAAGGUCAAAGGGCUUUAAAGCAGUGCAAUCAUUUUGAAAUUUUUAUCAUUUACUUAUUAUGCUUCAUUAAGUACUUAUACAAAAUUUUAUUAAAAUAAAACCAUUUAAACUGGGUGUUUGCAUUUAUAUGUCACUUAGUAUAUAUAGACAAAUAUGAAUAUUUAACUAAAUACCUUUAGAAAACGAAUUCUUACUUCAUUGCUCCAUAAACAAAUACGUUAUUAGUAGAAAAACUAAAUUCCUUGUUUUUACAUUAUAUGCAAUGAACACAAUACAAGUCUGAAUAUAUAUUUAUGAGGGACAAAAAUAUGUAGACAAAUUCUUUUCAACAUUAGUUUAGUACAUUUUCGUGUCAGGAGAGGAUUGGUUUGUGUCCAUCAAGUAUUGUGGAAUGAGGUGAGUGAUUUUAAGACCAUGUCGGGUGGUCCAGAAAUUUCUUUCGAUGUGAAAACUGAGAUCAUUUAGUUAUGCAAAGAUGGUCAACGUCAAGUCGACAUUGCCAAAGCUUUGAAGCUGAAGCGUAAAUGCCGUUUGGGCAAUGCUGAACAAAUAUAAACAUUUGUUUAAAUAGCUUUCCAGACGUUUCCGCGUAGAUAGUGUAAUUGUUUCUUGAUUGAAACUAUUUAAUAAACUUUACUCGUAUGUCUCCACUCAUAUUAUUCUGAGGUAUAAGAUCUUCUGCAACUUGUUUUUAAUUUUUUUCUCACUACUUUUAUAAUUUAUUAUUUCAACUCCUGGAUUUAACAUUUUCGGCUCAGUAACAUGGUAUUUUUCAUUGAAUUUAUUUUGUUCAUCUUUCAGUUCAUUAUGAUUUGAUUCAUCAACUUUCAUAUCCAUUCCGACAUUUUUUGGGUUUCUCACACUUUCUAUGUAAAUGUUCAGAGAUGAAAGAUUUAUUUUCAUACUCGACUCUCUUCUCGUGUCAUCGCAAUAUUGCUUUUCUUUAGGAACAGCGAUUGCCUUAUAUAUAGGUAUUGUUUGUUUUAGAAUUUGUGCGUAUGACUUUACUUUUACUAACUGGUUUUUCUCAACUUCGUCGAGUCUCAUGCUAAUUCUAUCUAAUGCUGAUGCUAUGGCAUCCUUCUCAGUAAUACUUGCGGUUUCUGAUAGCUGUUGUUGUUUUAGUUUUAAAUUUUCAUUAUUGAGCUGACGAAUUAUUUCCUCCUUUCCGCUAGUGCUUUCUUCAGGGAUCAAUUCUCUUCUAACAUCUUUUUUACGUUAGUCGAAACAGGUCGAUUUUUUUUCAUCUGAGAUGCAGUUCUUUUCAUUCUUGGGAUUUUCUUGUUGCUCUUCUUCUUCCCUCUUCUUUUUGCGGGUCAUGACACUCUGUAUAGUUAUUUCUUGUGUAGUAUGAAUCAGGAAGAACAAACUGUCAACUUUUCAAUUUUACGUCACUCCGAGGUUAUAUAAAUAUGGCCGAAAACGACUGGAAAUUGUAAAAGCCGCUGCACCGAUAUAUCCAGACCCGUAUUUUAUCCUUAUAAAUGGAACCUCUUCGCUAAAAGGUUAUUUCGUGGACUGUGUACCAACCAAAUUCUUGACAAGGUAGGACGAUAUCGUUUGCUUGUUUAUUACUUUGCUAUCUAUAAUCUACAAUGGUUUCAGUGAUGAGGGGAUACAAAGUGUACCGCUAGUCCAAGGGUCAUCCAAAGGUUACCAAACAUGCCAAAAAAGCAUUCAUAUGAUGCAAAUUUGAUGGAAUUAGCAAUUCAGGAAGUUAGAAAUAGUAACAUGUCUUACAGAGCUGCAGCUAAUAAAUAUGGGAUUCCAAAAUCCACAUUACAAUUCAAAAUAAAAAAUGCAGGUCAUAACAAUACAUGCGGCUCAUCUCCAGUACUUCAGACAAAAGAAGAAUAUGAACUUGUUGAGCGGAUAAAAGAGCUUGCGUCCCGUAGAUUUCCGAGAAAAAAGGAUGACAUAAUGCAUAGCGUCCAAAAAUGUUUAAUUGAAAAUCCACGCCGUAAUCCAUUCAACAACAAUAGACCAGGAGAGUUUUGGUUCAAAGCAUUUCUAAAAAGAUAGCCAUCUAUUAGACAACGAACAAGCGAACCAGUCAGUGCGGCAAGUGCUUGUGUAGUAGUAGUAGUCCAUUAUUUAGAAAAAAAAGUCCUAAUUUCAACAACAACAACAACUGGUAGCAUUACAGCAUUUCACAAGUACAUACAUAUUUAUUCAAAUAUAAUAAAUUUAACAAAUUCUG
Acanthoscelides obtectus is the source of this 2988-nucleotide messenger RNA. NCBI's taxonomy places the organism in Eukaryota, Metazoa, Arthropoda, Insecta, Coleoptera, Chrysomelidae. The record is from the annotation of a GenBank genome assembly.